Hyalella azteca is the source of this 2238-nucleotide messenger RNA. RefSeq names its product ankyrin repeat domain-containing protein 16. Gene Ontology annotation, molecular function: protein binding. The record is from RefSeq and is a predicted model, not a curated record. Bases 1168 to 2205 code for a protein of 345 amino acids. Lineage: Eukaryota; Metazoa; Arthropoda; Malacostraca; Amphipoda; Hyalellidae. The transcript is spliced from 9 exons.
GAGCUGCAAUAUUUCAGAAAGAAAUAGGACUUUUCCAGCCCUGCAUGAACCCAAAGCCCAAAGGUCUUGCGCAUCUGUCUUUACCAGGUUUGUCAAACCUCAAACUCCGCCCACCUGUCAUGCAAGAGUUCAAACAUUGAGUGUCCACAGUCCACACACUCCGUCUUGUUGGUCAAACCUGGCAUGACGUGCAAGACUGACUCUUUUAGUGGCCUCAGUUGCUACUUGCUAGCACUUCAGAUGCAAGACUGUUGAUUAGAUUGAGCAUGUGUCAUGUGAACAGGGCUUCACUCUUAAUUCUAAUGAGAGGUUGUAGAGCAAAGUACAUAAACACAGAAGGUUGGAACAAAGUAAACUAAAUGCUGCAUUCAUUGUUGUGACAUUAGGAAUAAACUGUUGUGACAGUUUAUCACUUAUAAAUUAGCAAACACUUGUGAGACUAGCAAUAAAUUGCAUUUUUAAAUUUGGUUCUAAAAUGAAUUAUUAUUACACGAUUGUUAAUUACAUGUAGAUGCCACACUUUCACAUUCCAUAUUCUGAUGCACUUCUUCAUGAGCAUUGCCUGAAAUGUCUUGAACUGUUCAUCUUCUGUUUGGAAUCAGCAACUCUGGAUUUUCUUGCAAGAGGAGAUGGUAAAGGAGGUCCUCAAGCACUUCUAAAACAACUAUCAUUAUCCACAUGGAACCCUCUAGAGUCUAGAGUCUAAACCGUGAAGAAUGAAGACAGUAAAAUGAAGGGACCUUUUUAAAUUACUUGUAAAGCAUUGAACUGAAACAUUGAGUUCGACAUGUCAGGAUAAAAAAUACCACAUCUUUAAGACAUGGUUGUGCACAUCCUGUACCACUUUUCUCACUUUUGGGCUGCUCUCACUCUCUCUGCCGGCCCAUUUCAAUGCUUAUGGUCAUAUCAUUGGAAAUGCUGCAUUGUAUUUUUUGUGUUUUUUAAAUACUUUCUCUCUGUGCCUAUUUAUUCCAUUUGUUCAUGGGAACUGGGACUUGAUUGUCACAAGUGGAUCUACUGCCGUCAGUGCCCGUGCUUGCAGGAGCCUUCCUUUUACGUUCUGUUAACUGUUGAGCAAAUCAAGUUACCAUAAAGUGAAUGUGGUAUGAAGUUUUAGCAAUUGGAAAAGCUUGUGUAAUAACCUAGACAGGAAAUGAAUUUUGUUCAAUGGCCAAGGAAAUAUUUGCUGCACUGAAAAAACAUGAUCUCCAUGCACUGGAAAACAUCUUAUUGGCUCAAGGUCAACCUAUAAUAUGGCCCUCUAUUGUACAAAAAUCUUCUCAGGACACAGCUCUUCAUUUGGCUUCAAAAUAUUUAUGCUCAGCAGACAUUAUUCGAUACCUCUUGGACCAAGGAGCAGGAGUUUGUUUAGAGCAGCGCAACACUGAUGGAAAGAGACCUCUUCAUGAGGCUGCUCAAUGUGGCAACUUGGCAGCUGUCAAGAUUUUAAUCCUUGCUGGGUCCAAUGUUGAUUCUUUGAACCGAGCUGAGUGGACACCACUCAUGAUGGCAGCGUCUAAACCCUCUACAGAGUCACUUUGUAUUGUCAAAGAACUCAUUGCAGCUGGUAGUAAUUUAGCCCUACUAAAUAAGGAUGGUUGGAGUGCAGCACACAUUUGCUGUCGGAGUGGCAGCGUUGAUGUGCUUCAGCUGCUGCUGCUGUCCUUGGAGCACUGCUGCUGCAUUUCCAGCAAGAAUGGCAGGACUGCCCUCCACACCGCUGCCCUGCACGGUCGCACGGAUGUGUUGGAGGCACUCAGAGAGCACUGUUCCUGCUGCCUUAACAGCAACCGUAAGGACCAGUGUGGCUUGUCACCGUUCAUGGACGCCGCGUGUGGCGGUCACGUGGGCACCGCGCGUGCCCUCAUCUCCCUCUGGCCUGACACGGACGUGCGUCUCACUGACGCCCGAGGACGAUCUGCUCUUCAGAUAGCCUCAGAAACUGGCCAGCUGGAGACGGUCAAGUUUUUAGUGCAGGAGUUGCUCCUCGACCCUCAGCACUGCGAUAUAAUAGGUCAGAACUGCGUGCACAGCGCAGCGAGGGCCGGACACAGCCAUGUGCUGCAGUGGCUCAUCAGCUGUGCAGGCUGUCCCGCCGACACGCUGGACCACAACGGCCGCUCAGCUCUCGACCUUGCUUCAGCUGCAAACCACUCGAAGUGUGUUGAACUGCUCAGCAGACCCAAAACUUCGCCUCCUUCCUAACGAGAAGCAAGACAAAUAAAUGCUAAAAAUUGC